AUGGCGCCUCCCGAAGUUCACCACCUUUUCCACAACCCCAUCGCCGACCACUCCUUCUCGGCCGAUCGUCAGACGCUGGCCAUCGCUCGCGACUCGACCGUUGAGCUGUACGGCAGGGCUGAAAAGGGAUUCAGACUGCAGGAUGAGCUCAAGGGACACGACAAGACUGUCACUAGUGUAGACAUUGCGCCCAGCUCGGGCCGCAUCGUCACCUGUUCGCAAGACCGUAACGCUCUUGUCUGGGAACCCUCCCCGACCGGAUACAAGCCGACGUUGGUGCUCCUCCGUAUCAACCGAGCGGCUACCUACGUGCGCUGGUCGCCUAGCGAGACCAAGUUCGCCGUCGGCUCCGGAGACCGCGUCAUCGCCAUCUGCUACUUUGAGGAGGAGAACGACUGGUGGGUUUCCAAGCACUUGAAGAAGCCCAUUCGCAGUACCAUCACCACUGUGGCCUGGCACCCCAACUCUGUCCUGCUCGCCGCCGGUUCCACCGACGCCCACGCUCGCGUCCUCAGCAGCUUCAUCAAGGGUGUCGACACCAAGCCCGAGCCUACCGGCUGGGGUGAGCGCUUGCCCUUCAACACCGUGUGUGGCGAGUACCUUAACAACUCGGCCGGUUGGGUUCACGCUGUGGCCUUCUCCCCUUCGGGUGAGGCCCUGGCCUUUGCCGCCCACGACAGCUCCAUCACGGUUGUCUACCCCGGCGGACCUGACCAGCCGCCUCGCGCGCUGAUUAGCAUCAACACGCAGCUGCUGCCUUUUAUGGGACUCGUCUGGAAUGGCGAGUCGGAGAUCAUCGCCGCCGGCUACGACUGCGAGGCCUUCCGCUUCAGGGGUGGUGAGGGUGGAUGGCAGCUCAGCGGCUCGCUUGAGUCCAAGGGCCGCCCCGGUGCAGACGCCGAGCGCGAGGAGUCUGCGUUGAAUAUGUUCAGGCAAAUGGAUCUGAAGGGCAAGGUCAAGGAUGACACGCAGCUCAAGACUGUUCACCAGAACACAAUCACCACCAUCCGCUCCUUCCAGGAGUCGGGCUCGGGACUGGUUAAGAUGAGUUCGAGCGGAGUUGACGGAAGAAUUGUCAUCUGGGAUGUCUAG
Messenger RNA from Pyricularia oryzae 70-15, 1092 nucleotides. RefSeq lists its product as uncharacterized. The transcript is spliced from 3 exons. Gene Ontology annotation, cellular component: Arp2/3 protein complex; actin cytoskeleton. The record is from RefSeq and is a predicted model, not a curated record. Gene Ontology annotation, biological process: Arp2/3 complex-mediated actin nucleation. Lineage: Eukaryota; Fungi; Ascomycota; Sordariomycetes; Magnaporthales; Pyriculariaceae. Bases 1 to 1092 code for a protein of 363 amino acids. Gene Ontology annotation, molecular function: actin filament binding.